Molecule: messenger RNA, 1215 nt
Organism: Pocillopora meandrina
Lineage: Eukaryota; Metazoa; Cnidaria; Anthozoa; Scleractinia; Pocilloporidae
Source: the annotation of a GenBank genome assembly
AUGGCAAAAGAACAGUUUGAUCAUUUAAUGACAAACCUGCCUCUCAACCAUAUCAUCUGUGUGCAUGAUUUUUCUGAGAAUUACACUUGCAGAUCACAAGAUGAAAUUCAAUCAGAGUAUUUCGAUCCUGUGAAAGUCAGCAUUCAUGUGUCAAUUGUCUAUCGCCAUGCUGAUAUUGACAUUGAUGGCAAAAGUACAGAACAAGACCCUGUCCUCAUCAAAGAGCAUCUUUGCCCUUUCAGAAGACAACACUCAAGACUACCAUUUUGUACACCACACCCAAGGCCUAAUACUGACGUACCUUAGGAAUGAGGUCAAAGUGAAAGUAGACAAAGUUCAUGAAUUCACUGAUGGGUGUGCUGGACAAUACAAAUCUAAGCACACUUUUGGUGAUUUGUCAUGUUCUUUGUCUGACUUUGGGUGUCAGGUGGACGGCAUUUCUUUGAAACCUCUCAUGCAAAAGGAGAGCAAGAUGCAGCAGGUGCUAAUGUCAAACAACGUGCUACUCUUGCUGUGAUUCGAAGAGAAGCAUCCAUCAAGUCUGCAAAGGAGCUCUAUGAGUAUCUGAAGGACAAGUUCUCUUUGCCAUCUUCAACCAACAGCAAAACCACCUUAAACAAGAGAGUAUACUUCUACAUUCCACUAAAUGGAGAAGGAGCUGUUGACAGAAACAGAAUUGGCGCACUUUUAAAGAGCUAAAAGGGAUUAGAAAAAAUCCACUCUGUAAAAACAACUUCUCAGCAAUGUAAGGUGAAGACAAGGCUAAGAAGCUGUAUGUGCAUUGGUUGUUUAACUGACAUGGACUGUGAAAAUGAGGAGUAUGUUGAUAAGUGGAGAGGUUGAGAUGUCAAAGAGAAGGAGAUGUUGCAGUCACAAAGGCAGAAUCAAGACUCAGUCAAUGUCAGUAAAACAGUCAAUGCACUCACUGAUCUUGUUGAAGAAGGAAGUACUGUAGCCAUUGCAGCAGCUGAUGGCGCCAUAUAUGAUUACUACCUCUUCAAAGUUACAAGCAGUGGUGCCAUAAUUUUGGGUGAAGAUGAAGUUGAUGACUAUAGUGCUGCUUAUCAGAAAGGUUCCUUUGUCUUCAAGGGUAACUUUUUCCUAAGGGACAAUAUUAUAGACAUGACCUACAAACUUGACAAUAAACAAGCUAUUGUGUAUGCAAACACUGUCAGGACUAUCUGUGGAGAACUCAAGAAAUUAAAUAGGCGUUAG